Molecule: messenger RNA, 822 nt
Organism: Fraxinus pennsylvanica
Lineage: Eukaryota; Viridiplantae; Streptophyta; Magnoliopsida; Lamiales; Oleaceae
Source: the annotation of a GenBank genome assembly
AUGGCUGUCCCUCCAAGUUUCGACUCAGAUUGUCCGGUGCAUAGAUUCCGCUGCCUCGUUACAGGUGAUCAGUGGCUUGCAAGGCCGGUUCUUGAUCCCCAUGGAUGGGAUCAUGAUGUGGGAUUUGAUGGUAUCAACCUCGAGACUGCUGCUAAAAUAAAGGAAAAUGUUGUUGCUUGUGUUACAGGACAAAUGAGCAAGGACAAGCAAGAUUUCAGUAUUCAGUCAGAAUCAACUGCAGCUUUUAUUGAUCCUAGAGGCUCCAUUUACAGUGUGGGUCUUGAUGUUCAAUCUGCUGGGAAAGAAUUGGUCUGCACAAUUCGCAGCAACACAAAACUGAAAAACUUGAAGAACAAUGUUACUGAAUGUGGUGUUUCAGUGACAUCUUUUGCAGAUAAAUAUUAUUUUGGUACUAAAAUCGAGGACAGCUUCUCAAUAGGGAGGCGACUGGUAUUUGCAAUAGAUGCUGGACGGAUGGGAGGAAAUGGACAAGUGGCUUAUGGUGGAAGUGUCAAAACUACUUUAAGAGGGAAAGACUACCCUGUGAGAAACGAGGAGGUCAGUCUCUCAAUGACAUUCCACUCAUUUAACAAAGAGACAGUUUUGGGUGGCAAUUUACAGUCUCACUUCAGAUUGAGCCGAUGUACAACAAUGUCACUGGAUGCCAAUUUGAAUAGCCGAAAAAUGGGCCAGGUUUCUAUAAAGGUCAAUAGCUCUGAGCACGUGCAAAUAGGUUUGGUUGCAGUUGUCUCCAUUUUGAGAGCCCUUUUGCGGAAAAAGCCUGUUGAUGAUCUUCAAAGUAGAAAAGCUCUUGAAAGAUGA